Molecule: messenger RNA, 2680 nt
Organism: Anolis carolinensis (green anole)
Lineage: Eukaryota; Metazoa; Chordata; Lepidosauria; Squamata; Anolidae
Gene: tmem8b
Product: transmembrane protein 8B
Exons: 13
Coding region: 133-2571 (812 amino acids)
Cellular component (GO): membrane
Source: RefSeq, a predicted model, not a curated record
UCUCCGUGACGUCACGGCCUUCCGCUGCUGCCUCUCCUCUGCCUCCUCCUCCUCCUCUUCGGCUUCCUUCCUUCCUUCCGUCCUUCCUUCCUUCCUUUUCCUUCCUCCUUCUGGUGAGGCAGUCCGCCCAGGAUGGGGGUCCGGGACCCCCGGGGUCCGCCUUGGCGCCUCCUGCUCCUCCUGCUCCUCCGCGGGAUCCUGGCCUGGAUCAGCCUCGGCCGCCCCGCCGCCGAGGGUCUCUUUGUGACGGACUACUUCACCCGCACGCCCCGGAAGCUGAACCCCUUCCGCUCCUUCACCAGCAUCGAGCUCUUCCACUUCCGCAUCCCCGAGGACACCGUGGUGGCCGUCUGGAACCUCAUCACCUUCAAGGAGCAGGGCGGCACCUUCGGGGACCACUGUCCGGACAGGAGCAUCACCGUGUAUUUCCGCUCGGGGGCUCCGCCGGUCAUCAACCCCCUGCGCACCCACUUCCCCGGGGAGACGGCCGUGCCGGGCUCCUUCGCCCUGACCCUCACCUGGACGCUGCCCAACCGGACCACGGGGGUCUUCAACAUCACCAGCCCACUGCCUGGCGACUGGUUCCUGGCCGCCCACCUGCCCAAGGAACAGGGCAAGAUCUCCGUCAAGGGCCUGGCCAAGGACUGCCAGUACCUCUUCCAGCCGCAGCUGAUCGUCCAGCGCCUGCUGGGCAUCGGCGUCCUGUACCCGGGAUACGUGACCGAGCACCUCCUCUCCCCACACAACCGCUCCCUCCUCUACAAAUUCUUUGUGCCCAGCCACACCUUCCAGGUGCAGGUGCAGGUGCGCAACUGCCGCCCGUCCGUCCCAAGUGGGGAGGGCUGCCCGCUGUGGCUGAAGCUGCGUGGCAAGGCCCCCCCGCUGCACAACGCCUCCUCCGCCGUGGACUGCCGGGCCGGGCGCCCCCCCUGCCGCCUCAUCCUGGAUCUGCCCUUCUGGCAGAGCUGGUACUUCCUGCUCCUGGAGAGGCUCCCCGGCCACACUGCCAACCUCAGCUUCCAGCUCGUGGUCCAGCUCAAAGACUGUUCCCGGACGGGGCUGAGCCGGACCCCCUCCCAGUCGCCGGGCUCCAACCUGAACAUGCCGCACUCCUUUGGCUCCGUGGGGGGGCUGGCCAUUGCGGACACCUUGACCCCCUCCCCCUACAAUGGCACGCAGACCCCCCCUCCGGCCGCCCUCUCGGUCCCGGCACCCGGUGAGCGCUGCUGGCCCAUCCGGCCCACCUUGCGGAACGAGCUGGACACCUUCUCCGUCCACUUCUACAUCUUCUUCGGGCCCAACGUCUCGGUGCCCCCCGACCGUCCGGCCAUCUUCGCCAUCCACCUCCUGCCGGUGCUGGACAGCGGGGGCAUCCUCAACCUGGAGCUCAGGCUGAACGUGUCCUCUCUGAGAGGGGAGAACGCCACGGUCUUUGCCUGCUUGAACCACGAAGUCCCCUUGGCCUCCGAAGAGAACUCCUCCGUCACCUGCGAGACAGAGCACCUGGCGGGGUUCCUGCUCUCCCUCAACGCCACGGUGCCCCUGGCCCGCCUGCGCAUCCCUUACCCACAGACAGGAAGCUGGUACCUGAGCCUCCGCUCCCUCUGCAACACAGACCGGGGGCUGGAGCCGUGUGGCAACAUGACGGCCGAGGUGUACCUGCGCACGUACCUCUCGCCCUGCAUCAACGACUGCGGCCCCUUCGGACAGUGCAAGCUCAUGCGCACCAACAACUACCUGUAUGCGGCCUGCGAGUGCAAAGCCGGCUGGAGCGGCUGGGGCUGCACGGACAACGCGGACGCCUUCUCCUACGGCUUCCAGCUGCUCUCCACGCUGCUCCUCUGCCUCAGCAACCUCAUGUUCGUCCCUCCCGUGGCCAUCGCCCUGCGGAGCAACUACCUCUUGGAAGCCGCCGUCUACAUCUUCACCAUGUUCUUCUCCACGUUCUACCAUGCCUGCGACCAGCCCGGCAUCGUGGUCUUCUGCAUCAUGGACUACGAUGUGCUGCAGUUCUGUGACUUCCUGGGGUCCCUCAUGUCCGUCUGGGUGACCGUCAUCGCUAUGGCCAGACUCCAGCCGGUCAUCAAGCAGGUGCUGUACCUGUUGGGUGCCAUGCUGCUCUCCAUGGCGCUGCAGCUGGACCGCCACGGCCUCUGGAACCUGCUGGGACCCAGCCUCUUCGCCUUGGGGAUCAUGGCCAUCGCCUGGACGGCCCGCAGCAUCCGCCGCCGGCACUGCUACCCGCCCACCUGGCAGCGCUGGCUCUUCUACCUGCUUCCCGGCGCCCUGAUCGCGGCCUCGGCCGUCCUGCUCUAUGCCUUCGUCGAGACCGAGGAGAACUACUUCUACAUCCACAGCAUCUGGCACAUGCUGAUCGCCGGCAGCGUGGGCUUCCUGCUCCCCCCGCGGGCCAAGGCCGAGGCCGCCUCGGGUGGGGGUCCCCUGGCCGGCCCGUUGCCCCCUCCCCGCCGGAAGGGCUGCGGCUACCAGCUUUGCAUCAACGAACAGGAGGAGCUGGGCCUGGUGGACCCCGGGGCCGGUGUCUCCGUCACCAGCGUCUGCACCAGCUGAUGGCCGGCGGAGGGGCUGCGGGGGACUCUGGGCGGAUUCUGGCAGGGGCCACGGCCACAAGCCCCUGCGGCCGGAGACACAGCCGCUGCCGGACUCUCCGUGCCCUUCU